Molecule: messenger RNA, 2456 nt
Organism: Gastrolobium bilobum
Lineage: Eukaryota; Viridiplantae; Streptophyta; Magnoliopsida; Fabales; Fabaceae
Product: probable amino-acid acetyltransferase NAGS1, chloroplastic
Exons: 10
Coding region: 347-2200 (617 amino acids)
Biological process (GO): L-arginine biosynthetic process
Cellular component (GO): cytoplasm
Molecular function (GO): L-glutamate N-acetyltransferase activity, acting on acetyl-CoA as donor
Source: RefSeq, a predicted model, not a curated record
AAAUUUUUUAAAAGAAAUCACGAAGUAAACUCCAAUUUUAUUUAUUUAUUUAUUCUUUUUCCAUAUUUUACUAUUGUCCCCCUUUCUUUAACUCUAGUUCUGUGUCUGCCUUUUGUUUAAAACUUCACCGAUACCUCAUUCUAUUUUGUCUUGUUCUUCUUCGUUUCGUAGUAUUAUUAGUUAACCCUCUUUCUUUCCUUCUCUUACAUAUUGCCACAAACCAAGCAUUUCUUUCUCACACUCGCCUGGCGGCUAACCUUUGUGUCUGCCUUAAUAAUAUAUCUCCGACCAUCACCGCCACCGCCACCGCCAAGCCCUGAUCGUUUGCUCUUCUUCAACGGUUUCAAUGGCUUCUUCCUUAUCGUGUUGUUACAAAUUCCUUCUAUAUCCUCUUAAGUUUUGUGAUUUCAAUGAAGUAUGCUGUUCUUCUCACAACCCACAAGCGAAGCUAAAAUAUAAAUCUCGUUCCCCAAAACAAUCGCCUUUGGCGGUCCAUUUCGCUAACCGAAAGAAGGGAGUGUCAACGAAAUGCAAUGUGUUGAGCGAAGGAGUGAAUGGGAGCGUGGAAGAUGAGAGCUUCAAUAACUCAAAUCUUGAGGAUAAGCAAUUCGUGCGUUCCUUUCGCGAGGCAUGGCCUUACUUGUGGGCCUUUCGUGGCAAUACCUUUGUUGUUAUUAUUUCCGGUGAAAUUGUCUCUAGUCCUUUCUUGGAUCCCAUUCUCAAGGAUAUAGCUUUCCUUCAUCACCUGGGAAUCCGGUUUGUUCUUGUUCCGGGUACCCAUGUGCAAAUAGAUAAGCUUUUGACUGAGAGAGGGAGCCAGCCUAAGUACGUUGGUAGAUAUAGAAUAACUGAUGAUGAAUCUCUAGAAGCUGCAAUGGAAGCAGCUGGGGGAAUAAGAUUGAUGAUAGAAGCAAAACUUUCUCCUGGACCUUCCAUAUGUAAUAUUCGUCGACAUGGUGACAAUAGUCGUUGGCAUGAAGUCGGUGUCAGUGUUGCCAGUGGUAACUUUCUUGCAGCCAAGAGAAGAGGGGUGGUCAGUGGAAUUGAUUUUGGGUCAACUGGGGAAGUUAAAAAAGUAGAUGCAUCUCGCAUGCGUGAGAGGCUUGAUGGUGGUUGUAUAGUUAUUUUAACCAACUUGGGCUACUCCAGCUCUGGACAAGUAUUAAAUUGCAACACCUAUGAAGUUGCAACUGCUUGUGCCUUAGCUAUAGGAGCGGACAAGCUAAUAUGCAUUAUAGAUGGUCCAAUACUUGAUGAGAGCGGACGCCUAAUCCGUUUCUUACCUCUUCAAGAAGCAGACAUGUUAAUUCGUAAACGGGCUGAGCAAAGUGAAACAGCUGCUAACUAUGUGAAAGCCGUUGAUGAAGAAGGUUUCAACUCUCUUGAGCAUAGAAGUUUUAAUGGGACAGUCCAAUCUCCACCUAAUGGAAAACCUUUUACAGAAUGGCAUAAUAAUGCAACCUUCCAUAAUGGUGUUGGUUUUGACAAUGGAAAUGGCUUAGAGUCUGGUGAGCAAGGUUUUGCUAUCGGAGGUCAAGAGCGACUUAGUAGAAUGAAUGGUUACCUGUCAGAAUUGGCUGCUGCAGCUUUCGUUUGCAGAGGUGGUGUUCAAAGAGUUCACUUGUUGGAUGGCACUAUUAGUGGAGUUUUGUUGUUGGAAUUGUUUAAAAGAGAUGGGAUGGGAACAAUGGUGGCUAGUGACCUUUAUGAAGGCACUCGGAUGGCACAGGUAAAAGAUAUUUCUGGGAUAAAACAAAUUAUUCAGCCCUUGGAGGCAUCUGGCAUAUUGGUUAAGCGGACUGAUGGAGAGCUGCUACAAACGUUGGAUUCUUUCAUUGUUGUGGAAAGAGAAGGUCAAAUAAUUGCUUGUGCUGCCCUCUUUCCUUUCUUUGAGGAGAAGUGUGGAGAGGUUGCUGCCAUUGCAGUAUCUCCUGAUUGUCGUGGCCAAGGACAGGGAGACAAAUUGCUUGAUUAUAUGGAGAAGAAAGCAUCAUCUCUUGGAUUGAAUAUGCUUUUCCUGCUCACAACUCGGACAGCUGAUUGGUUUGUGAGGCGUGGAUUUUCAGAAUGUUCAAUUGACUAUAUCCCUGAAAAGAAGAGGAAAAUGAUCAAUCUGUCCCGCAAUUCCAAGUAUUAUAUGAAGAAGCUUCUACCUAAUAAAAGUGGAAUUAUUGUCGGUAGAAAAUUUGCUUCAAAUUAGCGCUAUUUUCCUGUUUUCCUCCCACUACGGGGUGAAGGGUGAUUAGAUGCAUAUGUUAGGCACUUCUGUAGACAAUAGAUUGUAAUGUCGUAAUUAUAUGGUAGCUGUAAUCAGUAUCUCUUAUAGGUCUUCGACGUGUAGUAGCAUCAAGUUUUCUAUUGUUAAUUUAUAGUUAGUAUUUAUUUUCCUCAUGUCCACCUUCCUCUUUACCGAUAGAAAUAAUUAUUGAUGUGCUUGUUUGAAAGAUACUUUUAUU